This is a messenger RNA of Panicum hallii, 1466 nucleotides long. RefSeq names its product nitronate monooxygenase-like. Gene Ontology annotation, molecular function: nitronate monooxygenase activity. Bases 248 to 1258 code for a protein of 336 amino acids. Lineage: Eukaryota; Viridiplantae; Streptophyta; Magnoliopsida; Poales; Poaceae. The transcript is spliced from 6 exons. The record is from RefSeq and is a predicted model, not a curated record.
CCGCCGUGACGUCCUCCAUGACGCCGGGCGGCGUGGACGGACUCCCCGUUCCCCCCUGCCGCAGCUUCCGUCGCCGCGCGGCGCGUCGUCUCACGGGGAGCUCCACAGCGACCUACCACCGGGCCCGACCGGGCCUACUUAAGCCUUCCCCCACCACCUGCCGCCGCCGCACCCAUCAGGCAGCUUCGAACACGCGGCAGCGGGAUCGACGGCUGCCAACUGUUGAAGUGCGCUCCGCGCUGCUAGAAUGGCGUCCGGGUGGAGGGGCAUCCUGGGCUUGGACUACGGCAUCGUGCAGGCGCCGCUCGGCCCGGACAUCUCGGGCCCCGAGCUCGCCGCCGCCGUCGCCAACGCUGGCGCCAUCGGCCUCCUCCGCCUCCCCGACUGGCCGGCGCCGGAUCGCGUCAGAGAGCUGAUUCGGAGGACGAGGAGCCUGACGUCGAGGCCAUUCGGGGCGGCCAUUGUGCUGGCGUUCCCGCACGAGGAGAACCUGAGGGUCGUGCUGGAGGAGAAGCUCGCCGUGCUGCAGGUGUACUGGGGGGAGUUCCCGAGAGAGCGGGUCGAAGAGGCGCACCGCGCCGGCGUCAAGGUCUUGCAUCAGGUUGGCAGCCUUGAAGAGGCAGUGAAAGCUAAAGAAGCCGGUGUAGAUGGAAUCAUUGUUCAGGGCCGUGAAGCAGGAGGUCAUGUAAUUGGUCAGGAAGGACUGUUUCCACUGUUGCCGAGAGUAGUAGAUCUUGUUUCGGACUCUGGCAUUCCAGUUAUCGCUGCUGGGGGAAUCGUAAAUGGGCGUGGCUAUGUUGCUGCAUUGGCACUUGGUGCUCAAGGCGUUUGUUUAGGAACAAGGUUCGUGGCUACUGCAGAAAGCUUUGCACAUCCUAUUUAUAAGCAAAAGCUGAUUGAGAUGAGUCGCACAGACUAUACAAAUUUGUUCGGACGUGCUAGAUGGCCUGAUGCUCCACAGCGUGUCCUGGAAACACCCUUCUAUGCUGGGUGGAAGAAUAAUCUGUCAGAUCAGGAAACAGAGGAAAGCCAGCCCAUCAUAGGCCAUUCUAUCAUCCAUGGCAUGCGCAAAGAUAUUCGUCGGUUUGCCGGUACUGUUCCAAACGCCACAGCUACAGGUGAUGUCGAGAGCAUGGCCAUGUAUGCGGGUCAGGGUGUUGGGCUAAUCACGGAGAUCAUACCAGCUGGUGAAGUUGUCAAAAGGCUGGUCGCUGAAGCAAAGGAUGUCAUCAGAGAAAAGCUUUAUGAUUUGGAGUAAGAUCUUCCUGAACUGCAAGCUGUAUCUACAAAGCAUCAAGUAUUUGCAAGUAGUCACCCACCAGAACAACUGGGAUCACCAUGUUUGCUUCUGUAUGCUAUUUGUAAAUAAUAACUGUUGAAAAUAAAUGAGACUACCAAAGGUAUUCUGUCUGCCAAAAUCUUUGUAACGAAAUACUUCCUGAAUUAUUUUUGUAUGUGCCUUCUCA